Messenger RNA from Populus euphratica (Euphrates poplar), 3074 nucleotides. Its product is annotated as putative disease resistance protein RGA4. The transcript has 3 exons. NCBI's taxonomy places the organism in Eukaryota, Viridiplantae, Streptophyta, Magnoliopsida, Malpighiales, Salicaceae. Bases 177 to 3056 code for a protein of 959 amino acids. Gene Ontology annotation, molecular function: ADP binding. The record is from RefSeq and is a predicted model, not a curated record.
AGCAGAAGAAAAGCUCAUCACCAUACACUUUCACCUUGGCCAUUUCUCAUCUCACCCUGCUCUUUCUACUCAAUAUUUACUUUACCGUUCCUUGCUCACAUCCCCUGCUUUUAGUUUUCCUCGCACCUUCUCUACUUCUUCUCAACAUCCAUUUCUUUUCCAUUCCAAGACAAGCUAUGGCUGAUGCAAUUGUUUCUGCUCUCGUGAGUACAAUCAUGGGGAACUUGAAUUCCUCAAUUCUUCAAGAGCUUGGGCUUGCUGGGAGCCUAGAGACGGACCUUGAACAUCUCCAGCGCACUUUCAUAACUACUCAAGCUGUGCUCCAGGAUGCAGAGGUGAAGCAGUGGAAGGACGGGGCUAUAAAGGUUUGGCUCAGACACCUCAAGGAUGCAGCUUAUGAUGUUGAUGAUUUGCUAGAUGAGUUUGCCAUUGCAGCUCAGUGGCAUCAGCAGCGAAGAGAUCUCAAAAAUCGACUAAGAUCCUUCUUUUCUAUCAAUCAUAAUCCACUUGUUUUUCGACGAAGAAUGGCGCAUAAAUUGAAAAAUGUGAGAGAAAAACUGGAUGCCAUUGCCAAUGAGAAAAACAAGUUCAAUUUAACACCACGAGUUGGCGACAUAGCUUCUGAUACCUACGAUGGGCGGCUUACCAGCUCACUCGUGAAUGAAUUAGAAAUUUACGGAAGAGGCAAGGAGAAAGAAGAACUAGUCAACAUCCUGCUCGCUAAUGCAGACGAUCUCCCUAUUUAUGCUAUCUGGGGAAUGGGGGGCCUCGGGAAAACAACACUUGCUCAAUUAGUCUACAAUGAAGAAAGGGUUACACAACAAUUCAGUUUGAGGAUGUGGGUGUGUGUAUCUACUGAUUUCGAUGUAAAAAGAUUAACAAGAGCCAACAUAGAGUCCAUUGAUGGUGCCUAUUGUAAUCUUCAGGAAUUGGAUCCCUUGCAACGAUGCCUCCAACAGAAGUUAAAUGGAAAGAAGUUUUUGCUUGUAUUGGAUGAUGUGUGGGAUGAUUAUGGUGAUAGGUGGAGUAAAUUGAAGGAGGUGUUAAGGAGUGGAGCUAAAGGUAGUGCUGUAAUAAUAACUACCCGUAUUGAGAUGGUUGCUCGUAGAAUGGAACCAGCCUUUGUCCAGCACAUGGAGAGAUUGUCUGAAGAAGAUUCAUGGCAUUUGUUUCAACGGCUAGCAACUGGGAUGAGAAGGAAAGAGGAGUGGGUACAUCUGGAAAACAUUGGAGAAUCAAUAGUGAAGAAGUGCGGUGGUGUUCCUUUAGCUAUAAAGGCACUCGGGAACCUAAUGCGGCUAAAAGAAACGGAAGAUCAGUGGAUAGCUGUCAAAGAAAAUGAGAUUUGGGAUCUAAGAGAAGAAGCAAGCGAGAUUUUACCUGCUUUAAGGUUGAGUUACACUAAUCUAUCACCACAUUUGAAGCAAUGCUUUGCGUAUUGCGCUAUAUUUCCAAAAGAUCAGGUGAUGAGGAGGGAGGAGCUGAUUGCUUCGUGGAUGGCAAAUGGCUUUAUUUCUUGCAGUGGAGAAAUGGAUUUGCACUUCAUGGGUAUUGAGAUAUUCAAUGAACUAGUGGGAAGGUCAUUUCUGCAAGAGGUCAAGGAUGAUGGAUUGGGCAACAUAACAUGUAAAAUGCAUGAUCUUAUGCAUGAUCUUGCACAAUCCGUUGCAGCACAAGAAUGCUAUACGACAGAAGGCGAUGGGGAGUUGGAAAUUCCUAAAACUGCCCGUCAUGUAGCUUUUUAUAACAAAUCAGUAGCUUCGUCUUCUGAAGUUCUCAAGGUCCUAUCACUUCGCUCACUUCUUUUGAGGAAUGGUGCUCUUUGGAAUGAAUGGGGAAAGUUUCCUAGUCGAAAACAUCGAGCCUUGAGAUUAAUAAAUGUCCGCGUGCGGAAUUUUCCGAAGUCAAUUUGUGAUUUGAAACAUCUAAGGUAUCUAGAUGUAUCAGGCUCCGAGUUCAAAACACUGCCUGAAAGUACAACCUCACUCCAAAACCUCCAGACACUACAUCUGAGACGCUGCCAAAAACUCAUCCAAUUACCAAAAGGUAUGAAGCACAUGAAAAGUCUUGUCUAUCUUGACAUAACGGGUUGUUAUUCACUUCGAUUUAUGCCUGUUGGACUGAGACAAUUGAUAUUCCUACGAAAACUUACCCUGUUCAUUGUGGGUGGGGAGAAUGGUCGUCGCAUAAGUGAGCUGGAAGGGCUAAAUAAUCUUGCUGGUGCAUUGAGUAUCGCAGAUCUUGUGAAUGUUAAGAAUUUAGAAGAUGCCAAAAGUGCCAAUUUGAAGUUGAAGACAGCUCUUUUAUCACUGACUUUAUCUUGGCAUGGUAAUGGAUAUUACCUUUUUGUCUCUUGGUCAUUUGCGCCACCGCAAGAAAGAAAGAGGGGUUGCCCUCUGUUGAACGAAAUACCAAUUAUACCCUCCCUUAAAGAAUUAGGCAUCUGGGGAGGUAAUGCUUCGUCGCUGAUGUCAGUUAGGAAUCUCACUUCUAUCACUUCUCUUUGGAUUAGCGCUAUUCCAAAUGUGAGGGAGCUUCCCGAUGGGUUUUUGCAAAAUCAUACCCUCCUUGAAAGCUUAGGAAUUUGGUGGAUGCGAGAUCUGGAGUCUUUGUCAAAUAGGGUAUUAGAUAACCUUUCUGCUCUUAAAAGCUUGAGGAUUUUUGAUUGCGGGAAACUCGAAAGCUUGCCAGAGGAAGGUCUUCGUAACCUCAAUUCCUUGGAGGUUUUGCGCAUAUGGAAUUGUGGAAGAUUAAAUUGUCUGCCAAUGGAUGGGCUGUGUGGCUUAUCUUCUCUUCGCAACUUAUCUGUUGAAUUUUGUAAUAAAUUCACAUCUCUAUCAGAGGGAGUGCGGCAUCUGACGGCACUUGAGGAUUUGAGGCUUUAUGGAUGUCCAGAGCUGAAUUCAUUGCCAGAGAGUAUCCAACAUCUCACUUCUCUCCAAUCUCUAAUAAUCGAAGAAUGUCCAAAUUUAAAGGAAAGGUGUGAGAAAGAUUUAGGAGAGGACUGGCCUAAGAUAGCUCAUAUUCCUGACAUUAGAAUCAUUAAAGAUUGGUAAUCAAAUUAAAUUUGUAAU